Molecule: messenger RNA, 1732 nt
Organism: Cuscuta epithymum
Lineage: Eukaryota; Viridiplantae; Streptophyta; Magnoliopsida; Solanales; Convolvulaceae
Source: the annotation of a GenBank genome assembly
CUUCUCCUUUCCGAAAAGAAAUAUUUGCUGUCGAUCAUAUCCUUUCAAGUUAACUCUAUUAAUCGGCAAAUUUGGCAACGGUCGAAGGUUUCAGUCAAGGUAGCUACGAGUCUGAAACGUGGUAGGAUUAUCUUGGGAGCGAGCUAGCCAGACCCGUCCGAAUAGCUAUCGGGAUACGGGGGCUAUCUUUCUUUAAGGCCAGUCCGUUUUAACGGGCGAUUCUGCGAUAAGUUUUCUUAUCUUUUUUUUUUUCAUUUUAAUUUUCUAAUUAUUAUUAUUAUUAUUAUUGUUUUUUCUGUUCUUGCAUUUGGUGGUUUGUCUGGUGAUUUGUUUAAACUCGGGAUUUUUAUCUGGUUAAACUCGCAUUUUAAUAUCACUUUUCUAACAAUCUUGAAGAAAGAUAUUAUUUCUCGAGUUUUGGAAAAUCCAAAUUGGCAAACUUGGAAAAUGCAGUUUCCGAAAAUAUUGUUGUUGAGAAUAAUGUGAAUGAAAUCCCUGAAAAUAAUGUGUCUGUGACUAAUUGUGGAGACACACUUGACUAUGUUGCUUCGGGCUCGCAAAGGGUUGAUUUAACUGGAAUGCCAGAAAAAUUUUCUGGGCAUUUUUUCAAGCGUUGGCAACAACGUAUGAAAAUUUGGUUAAUCACCAAGGGCUUGCUCUCGGUAAUUAUGACGGUGUGCCCCCCCGUUGUUGAAUCAGAUCCCAAAAGUCUUGAACGCCAAACUUUAUGGCGUGAGAGGGAUGAAAUUGCAAAAGGCAUGAUUUUGUUGGGUCUCUCCAACAUGUUAUUUGAUGUCUGUUGCACCCUCCACGGCACGGCUAAGGACCUUUGGGAUGAGUUGGAUAAGAAAUAUAAUACUGAGGACCAUGGUCUUGAAAAGUAUAUUGUUUCAAAAUUCCUACGAUUUGACAUGAAAGAAGGUAAAUCGGUGUUAGAACAAACACAAGAAUUUGAGUUUAUCUUACAUUCUAUUCGUGAAGCGGAUAUGGAAUUGCCUGAAAAAUUUAAAGUGAUGGCGGUCAUAGAAAAAUUUCCCAAAUCAUGGGAAGAUUUUGGUAUGACUUUAAAACAUAAAAUGAAAAAGAUCACUUGGAAAUCUUUGAUGCAUUCCAUUACUGUUGAGGAGGAGCAUAAGAAAGCGGGUUAUAUUGGGCCUGUUGAAUUUCAACCGAAGGCUCAUGUUAUAACUGAGGGAAAGCAAGCACAUAAUUCUAAAAAUAAACAAUCACCAUCUUUUAAACCCAUAAAGGCCAAACUAAAAAUUGCAAAGAAACCAAAGGCAAACCGACCAUGCUGGAACUGUGGACAGAUGGGACAUUGGGCCAAAUUGUGUCCUAACAAAAAGGCUAAGGCUCAAUCUGGGGGACCUCAAGUCAACAUGGUGACGGGAGGGACUAGUUCUAAUGGCCUGCGGUUGGAAGAACAGUGAUGAUGGGGAACACAAGUGCUGCAAGUGUGCAAGGAAUUGGAAAAGUAGAAAUUAAAUUUCCUUCGGGAAAAAUUCUAUCUUUGCAUGGGGUGCAUCACGUUCCCGAAAUUAGAAGGAACAUUGUUAGUGGUUCCAUUCUUGUUAAGGAGGGUUAUGAGCUAUCUUUUAAAUUAAAUAAAGUUGUAAUUUUAUUUGGCAGAACUUUUAUUGGCAAGGGUUACUUGUCGGAUGGACUUUUUAAGAUUGUGGUUGAUUAUUUUGAAUUAAAUUAUAUAUCUGAGAAUUGUGAUUCUUCUUGUUUA